This is a messenger RNA of Penicillium griseofulvum, 1509 nucleotides long. RefSeq names its product URC4/urg3 family protein. The coding region runs from base 1 to 1509 and encodes 502 amino acids. The record is from RefSeq and is a predicted model, not a curated record. NCBI's taxonomy places the organism in Eukaryota, Fungi, Ascomycota, Eurotiomycetes, Eurotiales, Aspergillaceae. The transcript is spliced from 4 exons.
AUGAUGGGUCUAUUCAAGCGCAAAGAUUCAAAAAAUUCAAUUCAAAGCGAGAAAGAUGAGAUCGAUUCAUUCAUGGUCAACAGUGCUCGCACAUCAAAUACAUCCCUGAGGUCGCCAGGAUAUAAGGGAAGUGGCCCGCCGGCCUCAAUUCCCGAACUCCCUAUCGCCAGACCACCAGAUCCAGCAUUGGACCCCGCCGCAUACCUACGAAGCAUUCAUGCAGUUCGCGAACGCUCCAAUAUCGUCCUCGAGAAGGCCAAAAGAAACGAACUUAGCCAUUUCGAUGUUGACAUGAGCAAAUUCGAAGCCACCGCCUCCUAUGUCGUAUCCAUUAUUAAGCGAGAUUAUGCGCCAGACUAUGAGAAUAUUCCUCCACAUGGUCGCUGGCAGCAUUUUGACGUGGGCGGCAGACCGCGUAUCAACCAGCUCCUCCAGUCCUGGCCGAGCCGCAUUGAUGCGCAGGAGCGCACUCGUCGUUUGAUUGAUUUGUUUGUCGUCUCUGUCCUGCUCGAUGCUGGUUCCGGGAAUAAGUGGUCAUACCGGUCGAAGGAGUCUGGUAAAGUCUUCUCGCGGAGUGAAGGCUUGGCAGUGGCAAGUUUGGAGAUGUUCAAGUCUGGCCUUUUCAGUAGCGAUCUUACCGAGCCGUGCCAAGUGGAUGGUGCGGGAUUAAAAAAGGUUACGGCUGAGGUGCUCGCCAAAGGGAUGCAACAUACCGAACAAAAUCCACUGGCUGGUAUUGAAGGCCGCGCCGGUUUGUUGAUACGGCUCUCCGAUGCACUUAACAAUCAAGACUUCUUCGGUGUGGAUGCUAGACCGGGAAAUAUGCUAGAUUAUCUUCUCGGCCAUCCAUCAACUCUGGCUUCUUCCGUACCGAUUGUUCCCAUUACCACUUUGUGGUCCGUGCUCAUGGAUGGCUUCUCUCCCAUCUGGCCCCCGUCACGAACACAGAUUGAUGGAGUAUCCAUUGGAGAUGCUUGGAAAUGCUCAAAUAUGCCCCAGUCUCCUCCUGCACAGCAAUGGGAGAGCAUCGUUCCUUUCCACAAGCUGACGCAAUGGCUAUGCUACUCAAUCAUGGUACCAAUGUCGAAAUUGAUGCUCAUCCACUUCGCUGGCAGCGAUCUUCUAACAGGCCUUCCUGAAUAUCGAAAUGGAGGCCUUCUUAUCGACCUGGGACUCUUGAGUCUGAAACCGGCAGAUAUGCAACGUGGAAUCGAUGCAUACAAGGAAAAUGCUCAGAUCAAGGGUCAACCAAGUGUGGAAGUGGCACCGCUCUUCGGCGCCGACGACGAUGUAAUUGUCGAAUGGCGAGCGGCUACUGUCGGAUUCCUCGAUGAUCUCCUUGAGGAGGUCAACUCUCAGUUGGGACUUAAGGGCUCCGAAGACCAACUAUCUCUAGCACAAAUGCUUGAGGCUGGCACUUGGAAGGGUGGUCGCGAGAUUGCGGAAGUUUCCAGACCAAACACCAAGGAACCCCCUAUCAUGAUACGAUCUGACGGCACUGUCUUCUAA